Molecule: messenger RNA, 645 nt
Organism: Symbiodinium sp. CCMP2456
Lineage: Eukaryota; Dinophyceae; Suessiales; Symbiodiniaceae
Source: the annotation of a GenBank genome assembly
AUGUCCAUCGCCAGCAUCUGCGCAGCUGCUCGAGGUGAAGCUCAUCUUGAAGCUGCGCGAUGCGACCCAGCCACCUUGCCGAAAAGCAGGCUCGGCAGGCUUGCAGCCUUUCGGGCGCAGCGCCACGGCGACGCCCCACGAGCCGAGCCCGAGGAGGCGGAAGAGGGACCUCGGCCUGAGCUUGGGCGGCCUGCUUGGGACCAGAUCCCAAAGUCGAAGACGACGAAGCCCCUGGCGCAGAACUCCCUCUUGAAGCCCAAGGGCGGCCCCGAGAUCAAGCCCUCCAAGCCUGCGCCGCUCCCGCCUGACGUGCGCUCCCGGAGAGCUUCGGAGAAGCCCGAAGCGGCCGCAGAGGAGGAAUGGCCUGGUGCUGGUGCUGGUGGUCAGGGCCAGGGGAGUCAGGGCUCUUGGAGGCGAGGGAAGGAGAAGCCGCACGCCUGGACGUCCAAAAAGCCAGCUGAGAGAGGGAGAGAUGGAGACCUACAAGGCCGGGGUUGCGAUCGGCGUUCUGGUGGCUACGCCGGCUACACGGGCUCCCGCUACGCUGGCCGUUCGGGGCAGGGAUGGAAGGAGGAGCCGAUGAUGAUAGUGGCCGCCUAUCGAGGCUACACCCGCGACUUCGAAUUAUUUGCGGGCCGGACGUGA